Messenger RNA from Neoarius graeffei (lesser salmon catfish), 3876 nucleotides. It is a transcript of the gene fgd, whose product is annotated as faciogenital dysplasia. Gene Ontology annotation, cellular component: cytoplasm. The transcript has 19 exons. Lineage: Eukaryota; Metazoa; Chordata; Actinopteri; Siluriformes; Ariidae. Gene Ontology annotation, molecular function: metal ion binding; guanyl-nucleotide exchange factor activity. Bases 209 to 2950 code for a protein of 913 amino acids. The record is from RefSeq and is a predicted model, not a curated record. Gene Ontology annotation, biological process: filopodium assembly; cytoskeleton organization.
CCGGACGGAGCUGGGGGAAAGAGUGAACGGAUCAAUGCACAAAUUAAAGAAGGGAAAAAGAGGCUAAACUCUGGAAGCAGGUUUUGUGCUCCAGUCUAUCGGGCCCAGUGUGUGUAGCAAAUGGAGAAAGUAAACAGGAAAGUUUGGCGUUAAUUCGACCCAGACUGAAAUAGAGGUGGGAGACGUGUAAUACAUAGACUACUGUUUCAUGAUACAAUUGAGUUUGGUUGGAAAGAUGCAGGAAAUCUCAACAGCCGAACUCUCAUCCUCACUUUUGGAGUAUUCUUCUGGGUCAUUGGAUUUGGUGUUGAAAAAGAAAACCUCACCUCUUCCCAGAUCAUGUCACAACUACAUUGUUGGGAAGGCCUGCCACGAUCCCUCAGCUGCACAGAGAAAUUCAGCAUCACCGAGACCUGAAGUGCCCCCUAAGCCCACAUAUCUACUGGCUUUGCGACAGGGCAAGCAGCCACAGCAAAUCCCUCCAGCGCCUUGUCGCCCUCUCCCAAUCCCUCCGCCUAAACAAAAAACGCUCACAUACAAGCAGCAGAAACAUCCUGCCAAGAGUGUGUGUCUCCUCAUUGAGAAGUUUGAAAACUCCAGGGCCCCAAUUCUGGGAGUCCAACCCAGAAGUCCCCUCCGUUUGCACUUGAGGAUGGAGGAUACAGGACCUGAAAGCACAGAACAGCCUCAAUUUAAUGGAUCAGAGGUGAAGGACUCUGGGAACACAUACUUCACAGAUGAAAUUGCACUUAAAAAGGAUAUGGAAUUGCCUGCUUUAGACUUUUUACGAAUAGACUGUGUCAGUGACGCAGGCAGUCAAGACAAACUUGACCAAGAGUGCCACAGUGGGGAUUUGGACAUUGACCAGAACGAUUCCGACGAUAACCACAGCAAUACAGAACAUACAGUUAAAGACCUAGAUCAUAACAAUAUCGACACAGGACAUGGUGUUGGAAGUUUAAUAGGUGGCCCAUGUGCAGGGGAGGCUAACAGUGUGGCAGAAGCAAACGGAAAGAUACCAAAUCGUGACAGUGGAAUCGACAGCCCAUCCUGUGGAGCGGAGGGAGAGGCAUUUCCAAAUGAGCUUCCCAUUGAAGAAGAAAGGAAUGACAGUGUAGCUACAGAAACGGAGAGCGUGUCUUGUGUCACCAGUAGUAAUAAGCGGGAUUCAACACAGGACGAAGAUAGCGACUUGGAUGAAGGGAGCAGCGAAGAACCAGAGAGCCUAGAAGUCAAAGGUUUGCAGUCUGAGUCUCAGAAGCUGUUCAAUAUCGCAAAAGAACUCCUCCAUACAGAGGAAGCUUAUGUCAAAAGACUUAACCUGCUAGAUCAGGUGUUCUGUACCAAGUUGACUGAGGCAAAGAUUUCUGUAGAUGUGAUUAACGGGAUUUUCUCAAACAUCUCCUCAAUCUACCGCUUCCACCAUCAGUUCCUGCUGCCAGAGCUACAGACACGAAUUACUCAAGAGUGGAACACGAAUCCACGUAUAGGUGAUAUCCUGCAGAAGUUGGCUCCAUUUAUGAAGAUGUAUGGGGAAUAUGUCAAAAACUUUGACUCUGCAAUGGACUUGGUCAACACAUUGACUCAGAGGUCAACCCAGUUCAAAAGUGUGGUUCAGAAUAUCCAGAAGCAGGAUGUAUGUGGUAACUUGACAUUGCAGCAUCACAUGUUGGAGCCAGUGCAGCGUAUUCCUCGUUAUGAGCUCCUCCUCAAAGACUACCUGAAGAAACUGCCCAGUGAUGCACCAGAUAGGACAGAUGCAGAGAAGGCUCUGGAUUUGAUCUCCACAGCAGCUAACCAUUCUAAUGCUGCUAUUAAGAAGAUGGAGAAGAUGAAUAAGCUGUUGGAGGUGUAUGAACGAUUGGGUGGGGAGGAAGACAUUGUUAAUCCAGCUAAUGAACUUAUCAAAGAGGGUCAUAUAAAGAAGAUGUCUGCUAAAAAUGGCACAGCCCAAGACAGAUACCUCUACCUGUUCAAUAACAUGUUGCUGUAUUGUGUGCCUAAGUUGCGACUGAUGGGACAGAAGUUUAGCGUCAGAGAGAGAAUUAACAUAGCAGGCAUGGAGGUUCAGGAGAAUGUAAAGCAGAACCUUGCUCACACCUUUGCCAUCAUUGGCAAGCAGCGGUCUCUCGAAUUGCAGGCCAGAAAUGCUGAAGAAAAGCAGGAAUGGAUCCAGGUAAUCUUGGCCACAAUAGAUAAGCAAAAACAGAAAAGUGAGACAUUUAAUAAAGCCUUCAGUAGCUCCAUUUCCCGUGAUGAUGAGCAAACACCUGACUCACCGAUUCCAUGGAGUAAUACAUCUAUAGAUUCAGAUGGAGGUGUGAAUGAAAGGAGGAGUUCAAAGAAGCGAGACAAGGAGAAAGAAACUUGUAAGGGCUGCAACGAGACUUUUCACUUCACUAAACGCAAGCACCACUGCAAGAACUGUGGAGCGGCUGUCUGUGGUAAAUGCUCAAAGGUGUCAGAGACCAAGAACGUCCGCCUGUGUAAGCAGUGUUUUGAAGUUCUGCAAGGACCUGAUGGGACGCCAGGGGGCAAUGUUGAGCAGAAGAAAAAAACAAUGGUAGAGAAGCAGCUGUCCUUGACAGAUGAUAGUUAUAUACUAUGCAGCCAGCUCCUGGUUCAGGAGAAAGGAAAGAACUGGACCAAGACUUGGGUGGCCAUAUCAAAAGCAGAACCACUAACGCUGUACCUACAGACUGGCAGCCAGGAUGCCCGUGGAGCCCAGACAAUCUCUCUACCUGAUUAUGAGGUCAGCACAUCCUUAACGCCCUCAGAGAAGUCAGAAGGCAAACAUGUGUUCAGGCUCAGUCACUCCCAACAUGCACUGCUGUUCAGUGCCCAGGAUGUAGAAUUAAUGGACAAGUGGGUGGAGCUUCUGUCCCUUUCUACAAAAGGGGUGGUUUUAGAGACAUUGUUAAGCCUGACGGAACACCAUAAGAGCCAAUGAAAACGAGGCAUUGAAGCAACAGAACUUUGUCUUCUAGAAAUUGUUACUUGAAUUCACAUUAUCCUCAGCACUUUUUUUCUCCUUUUUUUUUUUUAGUUUUUAGUUAAAUUUUUUUUUUAUUUGCUCCUUUUACAAAAGCACAGGAGGCAUUUGUACACAUACAGGCACUGUUCCAACUCCUCUGCCACUGUUGUGCUGGUGUGUGGCUGGUUCCUCAAUGCACUGUUUUCUUUCUUUUUAUUUCUCAAAAGUUUUUUGUAUUAUAAUAGAUAAGGUUGUUGUGGAUUUUUAUUAAAUAUUAUGAGACAAAUGUUUUUAUGAUUUUGUUAAAGGUUCAUGUAAAUUGUUAUUACUUGUUUAGCAUUAACUCACAUUCACUUUUGCUGAAAUACUGCCUCAGACACCAUUUUCUUCACUGUGUGUUAGUUUUUUCCUCUUUGCCUGCACACCAUGUUCUGUUCCUGUUCUCACAUUGUGGCUUUGUAGCCUCUUUUUAUUUUUUUUAAGGUUGGCUGAUGAACAAGGAAACUCCAUUUUAAGUAAGACAAGCUAAGGUGGCAAGUCAUUUAAUUAUUCUACUGUAAUAUCUUAUUAAUAUUUUCCCAACUUACUCAUUUCCUCCAUUUCACUGUUAUUCUGUAUGACCCUUUAAAUAAUCUAGCAUAUGUUCACCCCUUCAGUACAUUUACUGUAUUUGUACUGUAAGUCUCUUGUCAGUGUCUGAAGAUGGAUCUCAACAUGCUUGUAGUAUCCCAUAUUUAUAAUGUGUGCUUUUAAAAACCUUUGCAAGCAUUUCUGCCUUCUGAACAUGGAUUUUAACCUACAGAACCAGGAUAAUUGUGUUCAUUUUUAAACCGGAAGUGUUGACAAAAGGAAAUGUCUCUACUAUAUCAGAAUAAAACAAUAUCUGGUUUCCAUGUUUCAUA